ACAGGUCAGUAAUAAAGGCCAUGUGCAGUAUAUGCCAGGGUCCGCCAGGGUGCGCCAAACGCAAACCAACGGGGGAACUGAUCGCGUUUAGGACGUAUACAAUGUCCGGAUUAGAUUUGGGAAACCUCGGAUUCCGGUCACACAGAUUGUCCUUUUAAAACCGAACAUUUAGGGAACUCAAUGGAUUUCAAGGAAAUUGUGCUCAUGUGUCAUAUACUAUGAUAAUAAAUCAUAAUAAUAAUACUCGCAGUUAGAUUGGACAUCGACGUAUUCUACGGACAAUUCUAACGAAGAAAGGGGAGAAUCAAAUGAUCUUCUUCAAAAUAGAUUAUUAAAUAUAUGUUCAUAUAAAACAUACAUCUUUAUACAUACAUAUAAAUAUGAAUAUGUAUGAACAUCGGUACAUAAACUGUGUUUACUGAAGGAGUAUGUUGACGUUAUGGGGUAAGUGGGCGGGGCCCCUAAAGCCUGAAAAGCGCAUGCGCAGUGGAUUCAGCGUUCAUCUGGCCCUUGUAGCACGAAGGCUCCUUAACGAGGAACCGGACUCCAUUAACCCAGUCCCUGCUCCGCGUACAGAGCAUUCAGAAACAUGGCGAGGUACCUCCGACCCCCCAACAGCUCCCUGUUCGUCAGGAACAUCUCGGACGAGUCCAGGCCGGAGGACUUGCGCCGUGAGUUCGCUCGCUAUGGCCCGAUAGUCGACGUCUACAUCCCGCUCGACUUCUACCACCGCCGACCCCGCGGAUUCGCCUACAUCCAGUUCGAGGACGUCCGCGACGCGGAGGACGCUCUCCACAACCUGGACCGCAAGUGGGUCUGCGGCCGUCAGAUCGAGAUCCAGUUCGCCCAGGGAGACCGCAAGACGCCCAACCAGAUGAAGACCAAGGACUCUCCCCCCCGGGGGUCCUCGCGCCACGACGACGGCGACCGCCAGGGCCGGAGGAGACGCUCCCGGAGCCGCAGCUACGAGAGACGGCGCUCGCCGAGCCGCGGCCACGGAGACGCCCGCGGCCAUGAGCGGCGCCCGCGCAGGUCCAACAGCCCCCGAGAGUCUCGCUCCGCUGGCCGCAACAGACACAGCCCGCCCCCUGACCAGGAGAGGUACAGAGGCCCCCCCCGGGACCACCACAGACCCCCCCAGGGCCCCGGGUCCCGGAGCCGCUCUGCUUCCCGCUCCCCCGCCAGACAGCGGCCCAAGGCCCGCAAGAGUCCGUCCCGCUCGGCCACCCCGCUGCAGGACUUCCACCCCUCCUCCGGGGGGCGCCAGAAGCAGAGCUCCCGGCGCUCCUACUCCCGCUCCCUGUCUCGCUCCCGCUCGCGCUCCCGGUCCUGGGCGGGGCGCGAGGCAGACGCCCGCUGACCCCCCAGUGUUUUUAGCCGUGUCUGUUGGCAGGGGGCCAGGUCGCUAGGGGCCUGGCCGACCUCCACAGACAUCUUUAGUUUCCGUGGCCCCCGGUGAGCUGACUAGUUAGGGAGCCGACCGGACGUUAGUCAGGAUUAUUUGGUCUAAUUGGUUUUUUUGUGUGACGACAGUGGUCGCAGUUCACCAAAGUGAUAUUUUUCUACUUACCGUGUUUCUGUUUAGUUUGUUCUGUUGGGUUCUAUCUGGGUUCUAGUAGUUCGACUCAGUAGAGUACAAAGCAUUGAAUCUGUUUUUUCUACUUCUUUGCGUGCAAAGUGUGCGUAGCGUCUUGGGAGGAACGUGGUCUUGAACUUGUAUUCAAUGCUUUCUGUAUCUGGCAAUAAAUGGACAAAUUCAAAGAUCGGCUUGAACUUCUUGGACUUGAAAGUCUUGUUUCAGAUAAAAUACCAUUGCUUCAGUUCAGACAGCGUCCGUUGUAACAAACAAGUCGUACUAAUUUGUUAGUUUUCAAAAAUGAUAGAGUAUUGACUUUAAUGACAAGUAUUGAGUAUCGACCCGUUUCCACCUGCUCAGAAGUAGAAUACUUGAGUAUUCUAAUAAAAAUGUAUCAUUUAAUUUCAUGUUAUCUUGUCCCAAUGGUUACGGAGUAGAUCAGUGGUUCCUAACUUAACAGCCAUUUCUCCCCUGAGACACUCUGGAUCCUACAGAGUACCCCAGAACCACCGAUGGAUCCAAAUUAUGAUUUUGUUUAUAAUUCUGCUGCAGUAAAUACUGUAAUGCAUAGGAUUCACUGCCUUGUAAGCAAAAUGGUAGCUAUUCCAAAUGUCGUCUGACAUGUCACUGUCGUGAAGGUGUCUGUCUGAAGGCAUCUUCUGAAAGGUCAGUUUGGCCUUCCCCCCCCACAUGACUCAGCCAUGUCAUAGUAGCAGGACAACGAGGUCCUCACCAUAGUGGAGUCUGACUAUCCCUAAAUAGCAUCUGUCGCCGUUAGACAUUUCUUGGUGUUACAAAGUUGUCACAAUUGGCGUCCCCAAAAACUGCUUGGUC
This is a messenger RNA of Gadus chalcogrammus (walleye pollock), 2410 nucleotides long. It is a transcript of the gene srsf10a, whose product is annotated as serine and arginine rich splicing factor 10a. Gene Ontology annotation, molecular function: RNA binding. The record is from RefSeq and is a predicted model, not a curated record. Bases 590 to 1360 code for a protein of 256 amino acids. NCBI's taxonomy places the organism in Eukaryota, Metazoa, Chordata, Actinopteri, Gadiformes, Gadidae. The transcript is spliced from 6 exons.